AUCGGGAAAUGACUGAGAUUCCCUUUCCUUGAGUGAAGUUGCUUAAAAUUAGCUGCCAAAAAAAGGAAUCAACCACACCUCAAUUUCCGUACAGAUUUUCCGCUUUCUCCCUUCCUCUUUCCUUUCUUCCCUACACCAUUUCCAAAUUCCUUUGGUUGUAUAUAACUAGCAAAUAAACUAUAUCUUAAUCUUCACAGUUCUCCCUUGCGUCAGCACAUGUGUUCAGCUCUAUCCAUUAGCAGACUCUUUACAUAUCCACUGCCCGACUGUUAAUUUUUUUCGGGAAAAGAAUAUUGUCGAAUUUCAUCCAAUAAUCCAAACCGGUCGCGAAUUUAGCUUUUAGAAGUUGGGCCGUCGACAAAAUUUGAACUUGAUGGCUGCGAGUGCGAAUCCAUCUGCUGGUGGUGGUGGUGGUCAGAAUAAUGGUAAUAGCAACAGCAAUCACAGCAAUAAUAACGGCCAAAGAGCAAAUGGCGCCACCAAUAACGGUCUCUCCGUUCCUGAAAAUUCCGUUUUGGGGCCUAACCAGGCGGGCCUCAUGCACGACCCCGGUGUUAAUACCGACUGGACCUCCGAAGAACAGUCCCUUUUGGAAGAUUUGCUCAACAAGUAUUCAUCAGAUGGAAUUAUUGUUCGAUAUGCUAAAAUUGCUGGGCAGUUAAAUGAUAAAACAGUUCGUGAUGUAGCAUUGCGUUGCAGAUGGAUGAAUAAGAAGGAAAAUGGCAAGCGACGGAAGGAUGACCAUAAUUCAGCAAGGAAAAGUAAAGACAAAAAGGAAAAAGUUACAGAUUCUCUUCCAAAGUCUCAUGUGGGUAACCGUACAAAUGGCCCACCCUAUGCUCAGUCAGUGAUGUCCAUGGACAGUGAUGAUGGCAUCUCUUAUAAAGCAAUAGGUGGUGCAACUGGACAGCUUCUUGAGCAAAAUGCUCAAGCCUUGGACCAAAUUUCUGCAAAUUUUGCUGCUUUCAAGAUACAAGAGAAUAUAAAUCUCUUUUGCCAAGCUCGAAACAAUAUCCUUAGCAUCAUGAACGACUUGAAUGACCUGCCAGAGAUAAUGAAGCAGAUGCCGCCGCUUCCUGUGAAGCUGAACGAAGAUCUUGCCAACAACAUUCUUCCUCGGGCGUCCUUGCCUAAGAAAUCUUGAGGUGCUGGCUCUCCUCAUGUGGCUGCUCACUCAUGAUGCUUUUGACCGUGUCCCUGGAGUUGGGACCAUUGUGAUUAACAGAUAGCUAAAUAAACAGGCUAAUUAUGUCUAGUUGUUCUGCUAUAUAAAGUUUAGAUUUAAGUGAUUAUCUUGUGCUGUUGUUUUUUUUUUUUUUUCAUUUUAGGAGUAAUUUGUCGAUUGUGUAUACGGUUGGUUGGCUCAUAGUUGCGUAAGAAGGAUUUUUUUUUCCUUUUUUGGUCAAAAACGUGAGAAGGAUUUUUCACUCUGUAAAUCUUUCAAUGAAAAGCGGUGAAUGCAGGAUUUUUGGUUUAUAA
Coffea eugenioides is the source of this 1479-nucleotide messenger RNA. Its product is annotated as rho GTPase-activating protein gacM. Lineage: Eukaryota; Viridiplantae; Streptophyta; Magnoliopsida; Gentianales; Rubiaceae. The record is from RefSeq and is a predicted model, not a curated record. The transcript is spliced from 7 exons. The coding region runs from base 374 to 1144 and encodes 256 amino acids.